CUUAUGUUCUUGUUUUCAGACAAAUCUACCUAUCUUCAAAUUGAAAGAAUCUACAGUCAGAAGAAGAUACAGUGACUUUGAAUGGUUAAGGAAUGAACUAGAAAGAGAAAGCAAGGUUGUGGUACCACCUCUACCAGGAAAAGCUCUUCUCCGUCAGCUCCCCUUCCGAGGAGAUGAUGGCAUAUUUGAUGAUUCCUUUAUAGAGGAAAGGAAGCAGGCUCUUGAACAAUUCAUAAACAAGGUUGCAGGCCACCCACUGGCACAGAACGAGCGCUGUCUUCACAUGUUCUUGCAAGAUGAAGUAAUAGACAAAAACUACACACCAUCCAAAAUAAGACAUACUUGAGUUCUGAAACCAUCUUUUCAAACAUUAGUGGUUCUUAUGCUUGGUUUUAAGAGGUUGUAGUUUGUCUUAGCAUGCUGAGGAUAAACAGGCACGAAGUCUCCACUAACAUCAGUACACUGCUUGGUCUUUGCAUAUGCUUUAUAGCAUUAAAGAACUCACUCAUCUUCUAGCUAAAUCCCUCUGAAUCCUUGAUUUAAAAGUAUUAUACUAUGAGACCAUCCAGCCCUUGCAAAGUCUCACAAACCUUUCCACUCUUAUUUGCAAUGACUUAACAAUGUUUACUGACUUGGCCUUACUUGAACUUGCACAGUUGUAGUGUCAUGUGUUCACUUGUAUUUGACUAAACUGCUAUGCUGUUUCUGAGGUAGUCAUCUGUCUGAACUUCUGUAGAAAGACAGCUUUAUUUCUGAUACCCUGUGUGAGAAACACUUAUGCAAUUGUCUUCAAGCUUGUAAAACACUUUAUACUGAAGUAAUGAGGGAAUUAUCUUUAUAUUCUGUAAGAGGAAAAAAUCAAAUUUAUAUACUAUAGUAACUUGUCUAAAGUUUUGAAAUAAAAGUGAAAAUGCACUUCAAAUGUUUUGUCACUCUUG
This is a messenger RNA of Fulmarus glacialis (Northern fulmar), 938 nucleotides long. It is a transcript of the gene SNX3, whose product is annotated as sorting nexin 3. Gene Ontology annotation, molecular function: phosphatidylinositol-3-phosphate binding. Gene Ontology annotation, cellular component: early endosome membrane; retromer complex. The annotation marks the transcript as partial. The transcript has 3 exons. The record is from RefSeq and is a predicted model, not a curated record. NCBI's taxonomy places the organism in Eukaryota, Metazoa, Chordata, Aves, Procellariiformes, Procellariidae. Gene Ontology annotation, biological process: endocytic recycling; late endosome to Golgi transport.